UCUACAAAACGACUAGUCGAAUUUAGUUUUGUUGUUUGUCUUCAAUGGGAGAACAUCUUGAGUAUAGUACUAUAAUAAAAUAUCUUUUUCAUACUUUUUCGACCUCUUGGAUUCCCUGAUCAAGAAAAAAAACAGACGACCCUCUGCUAUAGCAUACGAUUACCCUUUUUGUUGUCGCAUGUAUUGCCACCCAUCAUUAUUAACAAGUCAUUAUUGUUUGUUGAUAUUCAGUCAUCGGCAACGCCACCAAAGACGCCUCAGGAUCCGAGCAACGACGUAAGUAUAUUAAAUAGUUUCACGAUAUCUUAGUUAGCCUCUCCAGAGAUAACUAUCCACCGCUUCGGUGUCAAAACUGUGAAAGGGAGUAACUAAUUGAUUCAGCUAAUGACUACCAAUUGAUCGUAUUUAACAAAUAUCUGUGGCUUUUGUGCGUUAACGAAAAAAAUGCAAAGCGGGUCUAUCGAACUUGUACUUUCUCUUUCCUAGUAAGUAAAUUCAGUUUGAAAAGACUUAAAGCAUGUUUCUGCAUGUUUUACGAUUAGUGUAAAAUGUUCGUUGCAGAGAUGAGACCGUUAGUUUAGAAAGCACGGAUGCGAAAGGAUUCGAACGAGAAUGGAACUUGAAUUGAAGACGAGUUUAUAAACUUUUCUACGAGUCUUUCGAACGUUAUUGCUAUAAAUCUUGCAUCUAAUUAAUUAUUAUGUUAUCAACAUGUUGCUAAAGUUUCUAACUACGGAGUCUACACUUGUAUAAAUCGUCUAUUGGCAAUCUCUCGCCAUAAGAAUUUAAUAAUAACAACCAACUUUUGAUGUUACUUGCAGAUCCAAACACAGAAGGUUGAUAUCAAAGCUGAAAGUAAAAUUGGCUCGUUGGAUAAUAUGAAACAUAAGCCAGGUGGCGGUGACAAGAAAAUUUUCAACGAUAAAGACUAUCUUCGACAAAGCGGAACCAAUCCUGAAAGCCUUUGUGGCAGCGGAUCACAGAGCCCUGUGCCCCCUGGCACGGUCGCCGCCGGCAAGAACGGUCUACCUACAUCGGACGAGAACCUGAACCAGGAAUGCUAGAUCACGAAAACUCGAUCGCUAGACCCGAUUUCCUUGUCACUUGCGUCUGAUUAAUCACCCGUAAUCUCUUCCUUCCCGAUCAUCGAGUCGAAGGGCAUUGCCGAUGUUGACCCGUUGUUGAAUGGAGUCGAAACACUGCGAGCAUGUUGUUCUUAAACCGUGAGGAACGCGAGCGAAGUCGUUCGAAGAUCGUUUUGUUUCAUCGUGACGCUCUCCUGGCAUAUCGCAUAUGACUUCACUGAUCAAUUAAUGGAAAAUACAGACAGAUCGGUUCGGCAUGACAUCACGUUUGACAUCAUCACGAUCGUCUCGUGUCACACGACGACUGACAGAUUUUUUACGUGCCAUACAGGGGACGACGUUUUUUCGCGUCGAGUUUUGCCCUUUAAUCGAUGGAAACGAGAGAGCGAAGGGGCGAAAAGCGAAGGGGUGUUAUUCCUCGCUGCCACGUGCCCCUUUAUACGAUCGAUAACAUACACGACGUGUGUAUACGUAUUUAGCGUAACAUCACGAUCGCCGGCAAAAUGAUUUUCUCCAUCCUGUUGACGCAUUUAUUCGAGAAACCACUUCGGACAGACCGCGACGUCUUUUCAGAUUGGAAAAAAAAAAAGAAGAAAAACGUGUUUUCAACACUUUUCAUAUCGAUCGAACGCAGACGACAUCAAUCGUGUAUCACUUGGAAUAAUUUUAAUACUUGUCUAAUAGCUAUUAAUAAUUGUCCGACACAUCGAAACAGUGAUUCCUCGAAUUUUUACAAAUGUACGAACAUGUCGAUUUCAUUGUGAAGCUGAAUGUUAGAUAAGAACACGUAAAAGACACUAUGCUUCCUUCCAAUUGUCAUUCGCAACAAUAUCUACCACGAUGUAAGAGCGCAAAAUAUUAUACUAUGCAGUUCUUUGCUAUGACUUAUACAUCGUGAUAAAAGCCACUUUAAGACUUGGAUGUUUUUCUCAAGGAUAUUUUUCCGAUCUGAAAAGGAAAUGCGGCAACGUGAUACGCUUAAGUUUAAUUAAUUAAAUAAAUGAAUUCUCAUUUUUUUAUAAUCACUUAGAACACGGUCUCACGCUAGCACGGCAAUUAAAACAAUUGUACGAAUUGCAUAAUAUCAAACCCAUCGUUCGAAAUCGAUUAAUCUUGUAAACUCGCGAGGCCGAGAGUAGGUGUAUUUUUGUUAAACCUACGAGAAUUAAGAUGACGUGAUUAUUUUCAGCUAUAGUGUAAAUAGCUAACUGUUGUACUAAACAAGGCUUUGGAUGUUCUAUGGUAACGAAACGCAAAAAUAUACCGUUGAUUAAUAAAUAAUUCUGACCGUAAUAUUAAUACUAGCUCGUAGAGCUGUUUGCGCGAUUAAUUAAAUUCGACUCUAGCUUUUUUAUGGUACGUUCAUGAAUAUAAUUAUGGCGUAAUCACUCGAUUAACGUUAGUAUAAAUAAAUGCGGCUACAAUAUAUCUGAUUUCUAAGGAUCAAACUAUAGGAAAUUGUAGGAAAUAAAAGCGAUGUGAGAAAAUUGCAGACAGUGACAAUUUGCUAAAAUUGUUUAAUACCAUAGAAAGAAUUUGAUCAUCUACUGUUCAAAUAAGAUUAAGCUUCUUAUUACAAUUUGUGAAAACUAAGAUUAACCUCAGUUUACGUAAAAAGGCACAAAAUUGAUGAUAGUAAGAGAAAAGAACAAUAUUGCGAAUAAAAAAAUAAUCAAACUUACAAUGAAAACAGUGUAAUUACAUUGUGCAAUUACAUAUAGCAAAUACAUUUAAACAUUAUGAAUGUAAUCGUAUUUAGUAUUAAAGGUUUACCUAAACUCGCCUACUCCCGGAUUUAAAAAAGAAAGAUAGACAUUACAUGCUUUAUAUAUUACAUGCUUUAUAUACAUAUAUAUAUAUAUA
Molecule: messenger RNA, 2948 nt
Organism: Heterotrigona itama
Lineage: Eukaryota; Metazoa; Arthropoda; Insecta; Hymenoptera; Apidae
Source: the annotation of a GenBank genome assembly